Nomia melanderi (Alkali bee) is the source of this 2440-nucleotide messenger RNA. NCBI's taxonomy places the organism in Eukaryota, Metazoa, Arthropoda, Insecta, Hymenoptera, Halictidae. The record is from RefSeq and is a predicted model, not a curated record.
GCGAAGCAGAUGUGAUUCACAGUAUCGUUCGAGCACGCGCUCGGAGAGCGUACGUUUGUUCCUCAUGGGAACUGUUUUGCUCUUACGUAAACAAAGGAAGAAAGACGUGUGUGUAGUUUUUUCAUAGUUCAGUGAUCCCACGCGAGCGUGUUCCUUCGAGUAAAUAAUACAAGGCUAGCCAGCUGCGCCAUUCUUGUUGUGUGACACCUACAUCAGCCACACUACACAUUUUUUGUACAAUAUUAUUAUUUGAUUGUUGCUGUAGUUAGCUGUUGGUCACACAUCGCAGGAAUGGACACAUCGGGCUUGCCUGUACCGGAUGCAAUCCACCCGCUACUUGAACAACUGCAAGAAGCUUUGGUCCUUGAAGUAAAGUAUCAACCUAAUCUUCAGUUACCCAAUAUAACACAGAAUGAUGAAAUAACAAUCGGAGCUCGUGACGGAUCAGCUCAUGUUCUGAGAUGUUUGAAAGUAUGGUAUGAUCUACCAUCAGAUGUGUUUUUUAUUGCCAUCAACCUCAUGGACCGCUUCUUAACAAAGAUGAAAGCAAGGCCAAAACAUAUGGCUUGCAUCAGUGUAUCUGCUUUUCACAUAGCUGCUGUUCAAUUAGCACAGUCCUUAGAUGCUGAUCACUUAGUCUCUAUUUCCCAAUGCAAAUGCACGGGUGGUGAUCUUAAGCGUAUGUCAGAAGUAAUACGGAACAAACUAGAAUGGGCACCUGGUACACAACCCAUUACUUCCUUGACUUUUCUUCGAUUAUUCAAUGCCAUGUUUCAUGCAGUUGCAUUACAAUUUGGUUUAGGAGAUAUGUACAACAGUAUCGUUACAGAAUCUGAGCUUCUUCUCAGGUUAGAGAUGGUUGCUUGUGACGGUAAUUGUGCAAGUGUAAGGCCAUCGGAAGUGGCACUUGUUUUACUUUGCACAUAUUUAGAUAAUGCAGUUAAUUGGUUGGAUACUAAUGCAGAUGCUUCUAAGUCCACAAUCACUGUACCUAGUUCCUCUACUAUCAAUACGACUGCAACACCACGAUGUCAACUGCUUAGACUCUUAGAAUUUGCUGUAGAACUUCAGAAAAUAUGUAAGAUUUCAGACACAAGUUUUUUCUCUACACACGAGGCUGUAGGUGCUAUAUUGAGCAAAUACAAUGCUCAAGAGCAAACUCCUCACAAACAAAGACUGAUAUGGAGAUUGUCCUCUCGUACGGCGCGCCUUUUACGUCCAACUGAUAAAUUCACUUCUGUAUUACCUGUUAUCGCCGAACACGCUCCAGUUCCUUCACCAAGUAAAAUUAGAAAAAACCGUAAGUUCGGUCGACGCCAUGGGAACAAGAGACGUUAAGUGGCAGUAUCGAGGCCUUAAAGUGCUGGAUUAGAAGUUCAGUGUUUAUCCGUCAACCGAGCAAUAAAGGAAGUGUAACUUAAAUUUGAAAUUAGAAAUUAAAAUAGAAAGUACAAAUACUGAUGUAUUUACGUCGUACGACGAAUUGUCAAAUAUCUCUUUUGUAUCAUAUAUCGAUAACUUGAAUGAAAUGUGUUAAGUACACAAUUCAUUGCAGUAUUCUAAAUUCGAAGAUCGAAUCGAUUUUGGAUAUAUUAGUUGCAUCAAAUGUGAAAUUUCAUCUUUUUCUUUUUUUGUUUUUUUUUAAUUGUAUCGUGUAUGUCUUAUAAAGACCGACGAAAAUUUCAUUUGAAACUGGAUGUUUCGUAGCUAUAUAAAGCAUAUGAGUGAUGUGCAAAAGAAUUGAAUGAAAAUUAAAACAGGAAAUUGUAUUUUACUAACGUUAAAGUUAAUGUGAUACAAUGUCCAUCGUAAUUCGUAUCAAACGAAUAGAAUAUCGCUAUAUUACACGUUUACGCGUGUGUCCUACAAAUAUGUUUGAAGAGCGAGAAAAACGAUCAUACGCGAGUAUAAAUGAAAAAUUAAAAAAAUAACUAGAGAAUAAAUUAUGGAACAUGAUAACACUAAUUAGGAUCAUCAGAAUGGUGAAUGAAUCUUGAUUCUUUAAAUUUACCAAAACUAAAGUAACUUGUAUGUUCUGUCGUGAGACUGUAUUUAAAUUAUGUAUUGUUUAGGGAAAAACUAUAAAUGAAUGUAAAUAGAGUAGUCUCGUAUCGGAUGUUUCUACAAUAUGUCAAUCGAGUAAAAGAUGCAACAGCGCAUUUAUCUCAACUCAUUUAAACUGUUUAAUCUUUUGUGACUCCGAUUGUGUUUCGGUAUGCUUUUCAUUAACUUUUCUUCGAUUAACUUCUCCAAUAUUUGUUAAAUAUUGGCAUACAAGUUUUAGUUUUAUAAUAAGUAGAUAUGUAUAGAUGUGUAAAAUAUAUACAAUUGAAAGAACAGUGGUUACUUUCAUAUAAGUAACACAAAAUAAAUUAAAAUCGAUUUAAAUUUAAUUAGUAUUUAUAAACAAAAAAUGAUGAAAGAAAUAUGAAAAAUAAAU